Molecule: messenger RNA, 1798 nt
Organism: Drosophila takahashii
Lineage: Eukaryota; Metazoa; Arthropoda; Insecta; Diptera; Drosophilidae
Gene: Hinfp
Product: Histone H4 transcription factor
Source: RefSeq, a predicted model, not a curated record
CCAGUAGGACCGUACUCGGGAGCAAGAAUUGAGCCAGAUUUUGGGCCUAGGCGACCGAAUCCCCGCCAGAAUCACCAGAAUCGUGAGCACCGCCAGAACCAGCCAUGUUGAGACCCCAGCCGCCACCGAUGCCGCUGCCCCAGCCGCCGGGGAAGCGCAAAAAGCCCGCGGAACUGCAGUUGGCCUGCGGAUGGCGCGGCUGCCAGGAGAUUUGCACGGGCGAAUGGAGUCUCAAUGGGCACAUUGCCGAGCAUCUGGAGCAGUAUGCCCGCGAGCAGGACCGCCGGGCGGUGGCGGAUCAGGCGGACCAUAAAACGGAGCACCAGUGCACCUGGAACGCCUGCGACUUCGCCACCGCCAACCUGGUGGAGUUCGAGCGGCACUCGUACUACCACGGCUACUACCUGCACCUCCUGCUGCAGGGCCAGCUGGAGUGCGACCUGCAUCCGGAGAUCCCCGCCUGCACGGCGCCCGCCCGCCUCGCGGACAAGCUGCCCCAUUUGGGCCAGAACUUCCGCUGCGGCUGGACGGACUGCGAGCGCGAGUUCGUCUCGAUUGUCGAGUUCCAGGACCACAUCGUCAAGCACGCCCUCUUCGAGUACGACAUACAGAAGACGCCCGAGGACGAGCGGCCCAAGACCAUGUGCAACUGGACCAUGUGCCACAAGCACAUGGGCAACAAGUACCGCCUCAUCGAGCACAUCAGCACCCACUCGAACAAGAAGCAGGUGGCCUGCUUCCACUGCGGCGAGCUGUUCCGCACCAAGACGACGCUCUUCGACCACCUGCGCCGCCAGCCGGAGAACAACACCAACAACUUUCAGUGCGCCCAGUGCUUCAAGUUCUUCGCCACCAAGAAGCUGCUGAAGAGCCAUGUGGUGCGGCACGUGAACUGCUACAAGUGCACCAUGUGCGACAUGACCUGCAGCUCGGCCAGCUCGCUGACCACCCACAUCCGGUAUCGCCACCUCAAGGACAAGCCCUUGAAGUGCAGCGAGUGCGAUACGCGCUGCGUCCGGGAAUCGGAUCUCGCCAAGCACGUCCAGAUAGUCCACUCGAAGACGGUGCACCAGUGCGAGCAUCCCGACUGCCACUACUCGGUGCGCACCUUCACGCAGAUGCGAAGGCACUUUCUGGAGGUGCACGGCAAUAAUCCCAUUCUGUACGCCUGCCACUGCUGCGAGCGCUUCUUCAAGAGCGGCAAGUCCCUGUCCGCCCACCUGAUCAAGAAGCACGGCUUCCGGCUGCCGUCGGGCCACAAGAGAUUCACCUACCGGGUGGACGAGAACGGAUUCUACCGCCUGGAGACGACGCGCAUCGAGAGUCUGGAGGUGACGCAGCAAAUACUGUCGCCGCAGGUGAACGUCUCGCUGGAGAUCGACCUGAAGCCGGGCACCGGCACCUGCUACGAGAUCGUGGACCCCACAAACGCCGAGUUCGAGCGCAUCAUCGUCUCGAACGAUCCGCACGAGGCGCAGCUGAUGGGCGAGGUGGUCAUCUCGCUGCCCAGCCUGACGGAGGAGCUGUGAGGAAGGCGCAACCGACGCAAGGCAGCCAACACUUUUGAUCUCGUGUGCCCCCUCCCAUUUCAGUUUAGACUUAGGUAGCAAAUAGGAUAGGAUGCGGAUAGGAUGUCAUAACGCCCAGGGGCGCAAUGCCCAUCAAAAUCGAGGGGUAACCAUUUAACUUUGUGUAAUAACUAUCCUAUAAGUAGGUAUUUUUCUAUCUAGGGUUUAUUUUUCACCUUUUCCUAAUUUGUUCAAAAUGUUCUCUACGAAAAAUAUACACUAAAAUCAUA